This is a messenger RNA of Ordospora colligata OC4, 993 nucleotides long. RefSeq names its product vacuolar-type H+-ATPase. Bases 1 to 993 code for a protein of 330 amino acids. Lineage: Eukaryota; Fungi; Microsporidia; Ordosporidae. Gene Ontology annotation, biological process: vacuolar transport; proton transmembrane transport; vacuolar acidification. Gene Ontology annotation, cellular component: vacuolar proton-transporting V-type ATPase complex; proton-transporting V-type ATPase, V0 domain. The record is from RefSeq and is a predicted model, not a curated record. The transcript has a single exon. Gene Ontology annotation, molecular function: proton-transporting ATPase activity, rotational mechanism.
AUGGAAAAACAAUUUGAAAACGCAAAGAAAUACGGAUUCAUCAUAUCAGAAAUAAAUGGCAAGAAGGAAGACAUACUGAAGGAAGAAGACUACAACGCACUCAAAAGAUGCGAAAGUCUUGAGGAAAUGGCAAUCAAACUCACAAGAAAGUAUCCCAGACUGUCUGAGGGUGGCAUAUACACGAAGCCUGAGAUCAAAAAACGGCUGCUUGAGACACUCAAAACAGACUUCGACUACUACUAUGGAACAGAAGAUCAUGGCAUCAAAAUGAUACUCGACUAUUACAUGGACUUUCACAAGAUCCAGAACUUCUUCUAUUUACUGCAAUGCAAGCACCAGGACCCAAAUCUUGAGAAGAGCUUCGAAAAGAUUGAAAUGGGAGAUUUUAGUGCAUUACGAACAAUCAAGUUCUCGAGCGACAUGGACGAUGUACAAAAGUAUUGCAUGGAAAAUAGCUUUCUGAAGAAAUACGGAGGUAGGGUAAAGUUCAAAAAAGAGUUUGUAGACAAUGACUUCCAGGUACUGCAGACACUAUUCUUCAAGAUACACAUUGAGGAGGCAUACAGAAGCCUUACUGCAGACAUGGAGCAUAUGAAAAGCAUUCUUAAGCUAGAAGGAGAUAGACAGAUAAUAGAAAUCACAGUCAAUACACUUGGCUCAAAGGAUAUAAUUGGGAAGAAGCGCAUGGAUCUUUUCCCAGCGAUUCACUCGAUGGAUCUGUGGAUGAGGGAGCAGCUUUCUACAGCUGAAUGCAUCGAUGAUAUAAAAACCAUCCUUACAGAGCGAUACAACUUUGACACGGACAUUUCGAACGUGCUUAUAAGGACUGAGCUUCUUAAGUACCAGGAAUCAUUCAAUCUUUAUGGCGAUCUAAGUUGUCUUUAUGCGUACUUUCGCAUAAAAGAGCAAGAGAUAAAAAACAUCCUUUGGAUCGCAGAAUGCAUUAUUCAGAACAGGAGAAGCGCCAUGGACCAUCUUUUUGUUGUUCAGUAA